CAGCCGGCCACUGGCCCGCACCUGUGCGACUGCCAUCGCGAGAUUUGACAGGCGGAGGAGGAGCUGUCGCAGGCAGCCGCCUCACAGCGAUGGCGGCCGAGCAGGGCCGGCGGCAGUGGUUGCUGCUGCUGCUGCGGCCGGAGACGGCAGUGGUGGCGGUAGUGGUGGGUGGCGGGGGUCUGUGACCGGGAGCCGCCCCCGGACCCGGGCACCAUGAGCCAAGGCCCCCCCGCAGGGGAGAGCAGCGAGCCAGAAGCAAAGGUCCUCCACACUAAGCGGCUUUACCGGGCUGUGGUGGAGGCUGUGCAUCGACUUGACCUCAUCCUUUGCAACAAAACUGCUUAUCAAGAAGUGUUCAAACCAGAGAACAUUAGCCUGAGGAACAAGCUGCGUGAGCUUUGCGUCAAGCUUAUGUUCCUGCACCCAGUGGACUAUGGGAGGAAGGCAGAGGAGCUGCUGUGGAGAAAAGUAUACUAUGAGGUUAUCCAGCUUAUCAAGACUAACAAAAAGCACAUCCACAGCCGGAGCACUUUGGAAUGUGCCUAUAGGACACACCUAGUCGCUGGUAUUGGCUUCUACCAACAUCUCCUUCUCUAUAUCCAGUCCCAUUACCAGCUUGAACUGCAGUGCUGCAUCGACUGGACCCACGUCACCGACCCCCUCAUAGGAUGCAAGAAACCAGUAUCUGCCUCAGGAAAGGAGAUGGAUUGGGCACAGAUGGCAUGCCACCGAUGUCUAGUGUACCUGGGGGAUUUGUCACGAUACCAGAAUGAAUUAGCUGGCGUAGACACCGAGCUGCUAGCCGAAAGAUUUUAUUACCAAGCUCUGUCAGUAGCUCCUCAGAUUGGAAUGCCCUUCAACCAGCUGGGCACCCUGGCAGGCAGCAAAUACUAUAAUGUGGAAGCCAUGUAUUGCUACCUGCGCUGCAUCCAGUCGGAAGUGUCCUUUGAGGGGGCCUAUGGGAACCUUAAGCGACUCUAUGACAAGGCAGCCAAGAUGUACCACCAGCUGAAGAAGUGCGAGACUCGGAAGCUUUCCCCUGGCAAAAAGCGAUGUAAAGACAUUAAGAGGCUGCUGGUGAACUUCAUGUAUCUGCAAAGCCUCCUGCAGCCCAAAAGCAGCUCCAUGGACUCAGAGCUGACCUCACUUUGCCAGUCAGUCCUGGAGGACUUCAACCUCUGCCUCUUCUACCUGCCCUCAUCACCUAACCUCAGCCUGGCCAGUGAGGACGAAGAGGAGUAUGAGAGUGGCUAUGCUUUCCUCCCGGACCUUCUCGUCUUUCAAAUGGUCAUCAUCUGCCUUAUGUGUGUGCACAGCUUGAAGAGAGCAGGAUCCAAGCAGUACAGUGCAGCCAUUGCCUUCACCCUGGCCCUCUUCUCCCACCUCGUCAAUCAUGUCAACAUACGGCUGCAGGCUGAGCUGGAGGAGGGCGAGAACCCUGUCCCGUCAUUCCAGAGCGAUGGCACAGAUGAACCAGACUCCUCCAAGGAGCCUCUGGAGAAGGAGGAAGAGCCAGAUCCCGAGCCUCCCUCUGCAGCACCCCUGGCAUGUGAGGGCAGAAAGAGCCGGAAGUUUUCCCGCCUCUCCUGCCUCCGCCGCCGCCGCCACCCGCCCAAAGCUGGAGAUGACAGCGACCUAAGUGAAGGUUUUGAAUCAGACUCGAGCCAUGACUCGGCCCGGGCCAGCGAGGGCUCAGACAGUGGCUCCGACAAGAGUCUUGAAGGUGGGGAAACAGCCUUUGAUGCUGAGACGGACUCAGAAAUGAACAGCCAGGAAUCCCGAUCAGACCUGGAAGAUAUGGAAGAAGAUGAGGGGACACGGUCUCCAGCCCUGGAGCACCCUCGGGCAAGAUCAGAGGCUCCUGAUUCCCUCAAUGGGCCACUAGGCCCCAGUGAGGCUAGCAUUGCCAGCAAUCUACAAGCCAUGUCCACCCAGAUGUUCCAGACCAAACGCUGCUUCCGACUGGCCCCCACCUUCAGCAACCUGCUCCUUCAGCCUAGCACUGAGGCUCACACCUUACCCUGCCACAGGCCUUGUGUCAAUGGGGAUGUCGACAAGCCCUCAGAACCAGCCUCUGAGGAGGGCUCUGAGUCAGAGGGGAGCGAAUCCAGCGGGCGCUCCUGUCGGAACGAGCGCAGCAUCCAGGAGAAGUUGCAGGUCCUCGUGGCCGAAGGCCUGCUUCCUGCGGUGAAAGUCUUCCUGGACUGGCUUCGGACCAAUCCUGACCUCAUCAUCGUGUGUGCUCAGAGCUCUCAAAGUCUGUGGAACCGCCUGUCUGUGUUGCUGAAUCUGUUGCCGGCUGCUGGGGAAUUGCAGGAGUCUGGCCUGUCCUUGUGUCCUGAGGUCCAGGAUCUUCUUGAAGGCUGUGAACUGCCUGACCUCCCCUCCAGCCUGCUGCUCCCAGAGGACAUGGCGCUUCGGAACCUGCCUCCCCUCCGGGCUGCCCACAGACGGUUUAACUUUGACACGGACCGGCCUCUGCUCAGCGCCUUAGAGGAGUCAGUGGUGCGCAUCUGCUGCAUCCGCAGCUUUGGUCACUUCAUUGCCCGCCUGCAAGGCAGCAUCCUGCAAUUCAACCCAGAGGUUGGCAUCUUCGUCAGCAUUGCCCAGUCCGAGCAAGAGAGCCUGCUGCAGCAGGCCCAGGCCCAGUUCCGAAUGGCACAAGAGGAAGCUCGUCGGAACAGGCUAAUGAGAGACAUGGCUCAGCUGCGACUUCAGCUCGAGGUCUCUCAGCUGGAGGGCAGCCUGCAGCAGCCAAAGGCCCAGUCGGCUAUGUCUCCCUACCUUGUCCCUGACACCCAGGCCCUCUGCCACCAUCUCCCUGUCAUCCGCCAGCUGGCCACCAGUGGCCGCUUCAUUGUCAUCAUCCCAAGGACAGUGAUCGAUGGCCUGGAUUUGCUAAAGAAGGAGCACCCAGGGGCUCGGGAUGGAAUUCGGUACCUGGAGGCAGAGUUUAAAAAAGGAAACAGGUACAUCCGCUGCCAGAAAGAGGUGGGAAAGAGCUUUGAGCGGCACAAGCUGAAGAGGCAGGAUGCAGAUGCCUGGACUCUCUAUAAGAUCCUGGACAGCUGCAAACAGCUGACUCUGGCCCAGGGGGCAGGUGAGGAGGACCCGAGUGGCAUGGUGACCAUCGUCACAGGCCUUCCACUGGACAACCCCAGCGUGCUUUCAGGCCCCAUGCAGGCAGCCCUGCAGGCCGCUGCCCAUGCCAGCGUGGACAUCAAGAAUGUCCUCGACUUCUACAAGCAGUGGAAGGAGAUUGGUUGAGGUGAACUGCCAGGCCCUGCAGUGAGGCUGACUCCAGAUCUCUCCUGCUCGCCCUGGCAGCCAGGACCACCACCUGUAGUCACCCCACCACACGCAGACUCACGCACGCACGCAGGAAGGAAGCCUAGCUGCGCUGAGGCUGCAGGGAGGGCCCAGGGGCCGCUGGGAGGAUGGGGUCCCCUUGCUGCCAAGACGACGUUAGGAGAGCUAGGAAGGUGCUUGGAGCAGGAGAGGCCUGUGGGCCCCUAGCCAGCUUUCCUGCCUAGCCCCCUGCUGUCCCCAGGGGCAGGUGGCAGGCAUGGGUGCCUGCAUUUCAUUGGAGUGGUUGGUUCUUGGACCUCUGAGGGGAAGGAGCAGCGGAAGAGGCCCUGCUUCCUCACCCACGUGGCAGGGUGAUAGGGGCCAAGAGGUUGGACCUCGAGGCCCUGGGGGUGAGUUGGGUGACACCAGGUGUCUGGGUGGUUCUCUGCAGACCUUUCCCCUCCUCAAGGACCACCCAUCCUCCCCUCAUCUCCCUUUGCGGGGUCUGGGCAGUUCUGGAGCCAGCCAUGGGGGCUCCUACAGAAGCGAGGCCUGGCGCAGCCCGCACUGACGAGCAGGGCCAGGGUUUGUGGCUCCUCCUGCCACUGGACUGCACAUCCCAUGGCCCCACUUCUGCUUUGUGUCUCACUGUCUAGCUUCCAGGGCAGGGAGGGGGCCCCACCUGGGACUGUCCGCAGUCCGGCCUGUGUGCCAGUGCACGUUCCUGGGCCCACCAACCCCGCAGGUGCUGUGUGUGUGCUCUUGGCUGCUGUGCUGGGACAGUGGGAAGCUGAAAAAGAGGAGGGGGCGUAGUCUGAGGCCACCGCCCCUGGCCACCCAGGGAGGCUGGAGACAAGGGGCCAGCACCCAGUGGGACAGCAGCAAGGAGAGGGCCCCUUGAAGCUGCUUGGCCAGGGGCCCCGUGUCCCUCCUCUUGCCCUGCCCAGGACUAGAGACCUGGCGGGCUGAGCGUGGGGCUGGCUUUUGGAGUGUUGAGGUGGUACGUGGGAGCAGAGAUCAUGAAUAGCUCAGGGCAGUGAGUGGCGCACCAAGAGCAGGGCUGUGUGGGAGGCUGUGGCCAGGAUUGCCUUGGCCCCUCCCCCUCAGGCUGGAAGUACCGCACAGACUGGGGGCUGGGGGGAGGAUCUCGGCUCUGCUGUCCCCACCCCAGCGUAGCCUGGCUUCUCAAGCUGUGGCGAAGAGGAGAGCUGGCCUCCGGCCUCAUUCUUCAGAACAGCAAACCUGGGGAAACCUGGGAGAAGGGUUACCCCAUCCCCAGUUCCUGGCAGAGACUGAAACUGAAGCAUCACUCAAUAAAUCCUCCCCUCCCCCCAAGC
Carlito syrichta (Philippine tarsier) is the source of this 4625-nucleotide messenger RNA. RefSeq names its product SMG5, nonsense mediated mRNA decay factor (gene SMG5). The transcript has 22 exons. Lineage: Eukaryota; Metazoa; Chordata; Mammalia; Primates; Tarsiidae. The record is from RefSeq and is a predicted model, not a curated record. Gene Ontology annotation, cellular component: telomerase holoenzyme complex. Gene Ontology annotation, biological process: nuclear-transcribed mRNA catabolic process, nonsense-mediated decay. Bases 214 to 3267 code for a protein of 1017 amino acids. Gene Ontology annotation, molecular function: telomerase RNA binding; telomeric repeat DNA binding; protein binding.